CCAACGUCUUUCUCUUUUCAGAGUGGACUCACUCCUCUCCACCUGGUAGCACAAGAAGGCCACGUUCCAGUGGCAGACGUGCUGAUAAAACACGGUGUUGCCGUGGACGCCACCACCCGGAUGGGUUAUACCCCACUCCACGUGGCCAGUCAUUAUGGAAAUAUCAAGCUGGUGAAAUUUCUGCUGCAACACCAGGCCGAUGUCAAUGCCAAGACCAAGCUAGGAUACAGCCCCUUGCACCAGGCCGCUCAGCAAGGACACACAGACAUCGUGACUCUACUGCUGAAGAAUGGCGCUUCUCCAAACGAGGUCAGCUCGAAUGGAACCACACCUCUGGCAAUAGCCAAGCGUUUGGGCUACAUUUCCGUCACAGAUGUGCUCAAGGUUGUCACAGAUGAAACCAGCAUAGUGUUAGUCAGUGACAAGCACCGGAUGAGUUACCCCGAGACGGUGGAUGAGAUCCUGGAUGUCUCUGAAGAUGAAGGGGAAGAACUUGCUGGCUCCAAGGCUGAGAGGCAGGAUUCCAGAGAUGUGGAUGAAGAGAAGGAGCUAUUGGACUUUGUGCCGAAGCUCGACCAAGUGGUAGAAUCUCCAGCCAUCCCGAGGAUUCCUUGUGUCACACCUGAGACAGUGGUGAUCCGAUCUGAGGAUCAGGAGCAGGCAUCCAAAGAGUAUGAUGAAGACUCGCUCAUCCCCAGCAGCCCAGCCACGGAGACCUCAGACAACAUCAGCCCAGUGGCCAGCCCUGUCCACACAGGGUUUCUGGUGAGCUUCAUGGUCGAUGCCCGGGGAGGCUCCAUGAGAGGCAGUCGGCACAAUGGCCUGAGGGUGGUGAUCCCACCGCGGACCUGUGCAGCACCCACACGUAUCACCUGCCGCUUGGUCAAGCCCCAGAAGCUGAGCACACCACCCCCACUGGCUGAGGAGGAGGGGUUGGCCAGCAGGAUCAUUGCACUGGGACCCGCGGGGGCCCAGUUCCUGAGCCCUGUGAUUGUGGAGAUCCCCCACUUUGCCUCCCAUGGCCGUGGGGACCGCGAGCUUGUAGUUCUGAGGAGUGAAAAUGGCUCUGUGUGGAAGGAACACAAGAGCCGCUAUGGAGAAAGCUACCUGGACCAGAUCCUCAAUGGAAUGGACGAAGAGCUGGGCAGCCUAGAGGAGCUGGAAAAGAAGAGGGUCUGUCGCAUCAUCACCACCGACUUCCCCUUGUACUUCGUGAUCAUGUCACGGCUCUGCCAAGACUGUGACACCAUCGGUCCCGAAGGGGGCUCUCUGAAGAGCAAACUGGUGCCCCUGGUGCAGGCGACGUUCCCAGAAAAUGCUGUCACCAAGAAAGUGAAGCUGGCCCUGCAGGCUCAACCUGUCCCUGAUGAGCUGGUCACCAAGCUUCUGGGCAACCAGGCAACAUUCAGCCCCAUUGUCACAGUGGAGCCAAGGCGCCGGAAGUUCCACCGUCCCAUCGGGCUUCGGAUCCCACUCCCACCCUCAUGGACAGACAACCCAAGGGACAGCGGGGAGGGAGACACCACUAGCCUGCGCCUGCUGUGCAGUGUCAUUGGUGGAACCGACCAAGCCCAGUGGGAAGAUAUCACAGGAACAACCAAGCUCGUGUAUGCCAAUGAGUGCGCCAACUUCACCACCAACGUCUCUGCCAGGUUUUGGCUGUCAGACUGUCCUCGGACUGCUGAAGCUGUGAACUUUGCCACCCUGUUGUACAAAGAGCUUACUGCAGUGCCCUACAUGGCCAAGUUUGUCAUUUUUGCCAAGAUGAAUGACCCCCGGGAAGGGCGGCUACGCUGCUACUGCAUGACAGAUGAUAAGGUGGACAAGACCCUUGAGCAGCACGAGAACUUUGUGGAGGUGGCUCGGAGCAGGGACAUAGAGGUUCUGGAAGGAAUGCCACUGUUUGCAGAGCUCUCCGGGAACCUGGUACCCGUCAAGAAAGCUGCCCAGCAGCGGAGUUUCCACUUCCAGUCAUUCCGGGAGAACCGUUUGGCCAUCCCUGUCAAGGUGAGGGACAGCAGUCGGGAGCCAGGUGGGUUCUUGUCAUUCCUGCGCAAGGCAAUGAAGUAUGAGGACACCCAGCACAUCCUGUGCCACCUGGCCAUCAUUAUGCCUCCCUGCACCAAGGGGAGUGGAGCCGAAGACAGGAGAAGGACCUUGACGCCCCUGGCCCUUAGAUACAGCAUUCUCAGCGAGUCACCCCUGGGUUUUCAUGACCGAGCAGACAUGAAGAUGGCUGUUAUAACAGAGCACCUGGGCCUCAGCUGGGCAGAGUUGGCCCGGGAACUGCAGUUCAGUGUGGAAGACAUCAACAGGAUCCGUGUGGAAAACCCUAACUCCUUGUUGGAGCAGAGCUCAGCCUUAUUGACCCUCUGGAUUUCCCGUGAAGGGGAAAACGCAAAGAUGGAGAACCUGUACGAGGCUCUGAGAAAUAUUGACCGGGGUGAGAUCGUGAACAUGCUUGAGGGCUCUGGCCGACAGAGCCGUAACCUGAAGCCAGAGCGGCGGCAUGCAGGCCGAGACUACUCACUGUCACCCUCACAGAUGAAUGGUGAGUGUCUUCUGGAAGACCAGGCACGGCUGAGCUGGGCCCCACCUUCUAGGCACCAGGGCUGAAGCUUCUUCCCAUGACACUUCAUCCGUUUAAACCAUCCCUCCCUUCCAGGGGUGGGAGGUUUGGCUUAUCAACAAUGAGCUGCUCCUGUUGGGGAGAGCAGAGGCCAGCAAGGGAGACAGGUGGCACACACUGCAGGUGGGCGACUCUCCUCACACACCUGCCUCUGUGUGCAUAUGUAGAACUACUCCCGGGACCUCCAUCCCCAGAGUCCCAGCAGCACCUGGUGUGGUGGGAAAGAGCUUGAGAAGCAGCUGGCUAGACCCUUACCUCUGCAGUCUCCCAACUUUCUCUGUCACUCUUCAAAGGCAUGGGCCGUCUCUGGGACAUCCAUGUUCCUAUCGGUGAAUGUGCAAUAGUUGGAAGCAAAGGCCAAGGAGGUUCUGGCCUAAGGUCUAAUGUUGGAUUCCCUGGAUGGUGUUUGAAAAUCCCUCUAAGGCCAUGUCUGGAAGCCAAAAGGUUUCCUCUUACUUGAGCCCAGUCUCUCUCCUUCUCUCUCUCCUUCCUUGCCUGUCUCUCCUUCUGUCUCUCCUCUCACUCUCCUCCCCACCCCUUUCUUCUCACCUGGUUCCCCUCACUCUUUUUGGUGUGGUUCCACAUGGCAGGAUGACUCAGCCCAAGGAGAGGAAACCCAGGAGGCCCCAACCUUUGUCAGAAGCUUCUUGGCUGCAUCUAAGGACUGUCCAUGUGAGGCAGUGGCUACUGGCAUGAGGAGUAGAACCUGGGAUCCCCAUGCCUUCCCCUUUAUCUACCCUCUCCCAAGUCAGUGGACAUUUCCACCUCAGCCUACCACGGGUCCUGUCCCUUUCUGCCCAUUGCCUCCCUCCCACUCAGCUCAGCCAUCUCCUCGUCUUUAAACCAGCCAGCUGGGUUGGGCUCCUGAGAUUCCUUACAAGACCCGGAAAAAAAUUCACUGUGUGAAAUAUCUUUCUCUGGUGGCCAACACGCCAACCUGGACAGCUGUGUGGAGAACCGAAAGUCCUCAAGCUCCUAGUUGUCAGGGCCAUCCCUAGCCACACACACACACUGACCAUGUGGGCAUCUGAGUCUCAGCUUAUGGUGCCAUAGGGGUCCAGAGAAUGGCUAUGGGUGAGUUCAAGGCCGGGCUGGGCACAGGGAUUCCAUCUGCCAGGUGGGGGCCGUGCAUGCCGAACCUCUCCCGUUCUCUCUCCCACAUUGUGUGUCUCCUGAAACAUGUCACCUAGCACCACCAAUCACGGGGCUCACCUGUUGAUCAUAUCCUGUCACCUUUCUCCUUCUCCUCUGACCUCAUUCUGACCUCUGGUUCGCUCAUUCUUUUGCACUUUCUGUCUCCUCCUAGCCAGGUGUAUGAGAGCUGUCAACCUCCACAGAUGCAUGUCACCGACUCCCAGCCCCACCCCCACAUGUCUCAUAGCUGUCCCAUGGGCAUCUGUGUGUGUGUGUGUGCACGGCAUGUUGUCUGUGUCACUUUGUAAUGGCUGCUGACUGUGUGCUCCGCUCACCCUGCAGGUUCACACCCUCAGGGGUCGCAGGUGCUCCCCAGGGGACCUGGUUGGAACAUUGCAGGGCUCCUAAGUAGGCUAGCACCCCUUAACCAAGGGAUAAAGGGAGCAACUGAGACAUUCUACAAACACUGGGAAAUCUAACCCACCAAACAUUGGUCCCUGUCUAUGGACAUC
Molecule: messenger RNA, 4275 nt
Organism: Castor canadensis (American beaver)
Lineage: Eukaryota; Metazoa; Chordata; Mammalia; Rodentia; Castoridae
Source: RefSeq, a predicted model, not a curated record